AUGCAACAACAACAAGAAGAUGUUCCACGUCAGAGAAAACGAAGGGAAGUUAUACCACGUAAUCGUGAAGCAACACAUGAUCAGUUGGUUGUUGACUAUUUCAGCGAACAACCAUUGUAUGGUGAUGAUAAGUUUCGACGUAGGUUUCGCAUGCGGAAACCUCUAUUUAUGAAGAUAGUGAACCAACUAAGUGAAACUGAUCGAUUUUUCCAGCAACAUCCAGAUGCUAGUAUGCGUUUGGGUGCUUCUCCAAUACAAAAGUGCACAGCGGCUAUAAGGAUGUUAGCAUAUGGUUGCGCAGCUGAUCAAGUUGACGAGUACCUCAAGCUUAGGGAAACUACAGCUAGACAUUGUAUCACACACUUCGUUGACGGAGUGAUUCGUGAAUUCUCAGCUGAAUACUUGAGGAAACCAACCCCUGAAGAUAUGAAUCGCCUUCUAAUAGAAGGAGAUGAAAGAGGUUUUCCUGUGUUGCAAGCUCGAUUUGCCAUUAUAAGACGUCCUGCUUUGGCAUGGAGUGUCGAAAUGUUGUGGAAAAUUGUUAUGGCGUGUAUUAUCAUGCACAAUAUGAUCGUGGAAGAUGAGCGCGAAAGUUAUCUUAACUAUUGGGAUCCUAAUGAGUUUGCUACUGAACAACUAGAGUAUUUAGCAGGAACUUCAAACCGAAGAGCAACGACUUUCACCGUAACCCCGCGCUACCAAAAUCCCAAUCUUACCACAUUAAUGGCAACACCAAAAAAUCUCCACGAUAAACAAAAUCAUAUGUCACUUAAACAAGAUUUGGUAGAACAUUUGUGGGCAAAAUUUGGGCAUACUAGUAAUCGUUAA
Molecule: messenger RNA, 828 nt
Organism: Chenopodium quinoa (quinoa)
Lineage: Eukaryota; Viridiplantae; Streptophyta; Magnoliopsida; Caryophyllales; Amaranthaceae
Exons: 2
Coding region: 1-828 (275 amino acids)
Source: RefSeq, a predicted model, not a curated record